CUGAGGUGGUGAGCGCAGCCAUGGGCCACUUGGAGCUGCUGCUCGUGGAGAACUUCAAGUCGUGGCGGGGCCGCCAGGUCAUUGGGCCUUUCAGGAGAUUCACCUGCAUCAUCGGCCCCAACGGCUCUGGAAAAUCUAAUGUGAUGGAUGCACUUAGUUUUGUAAUGGGAGAGAAAACAGCUAAUUUAAGAGUGAAAAGUAUUCAAGAACUUAUUCAUGGAGCACAUAUAGGAAAACCUGUUUCUUCUUCUGCGAGCGUACAAAUUGUGUAUGUGGAGGAAAGUGGACAAGAGAAGACAUUUGCAAGGAUUAUCCGGGGGGGAUGCUCAGAAUUUCGUUUUGAUGAUAAUCCUGUGAGUCGUUCUGCUUAUAUAGCAGAAUUGGAAAAGAUAGGCAUAAUCGUCAAGGCACGAAACUGUCUAGUUUUUCAGGGAACUGUAGAGUCGAUUUCUAUGAAAAAACCCAAAGAAAGAACCCAAUUUUUUGAGGAAAUCAGCAGUUCAGCAGAGCUUAUAGGAGAAUAUGAGGAAAAGAAGAGAAAGUUACAGAAAGCUGAAGAAGAUGCACAAUUUAAUUUUAACAAGAAAAAAAAUGUAGCUGCGGAGCGCAAACAUGCAAAAUUAGAAAAAGAAGAGGCAGAACGUUACCAGAGUCUCCUUGAAGAACUGAGACUAAACAAGAUACAACUGCAGCUUUUCCAACUAUAUCAUAAUGAGAAGAAAAUCAAUUUCCUGAACACUGAGUUAGAGCACAUGAACAGGGAUUUGAGUAUCACAAAAGAGUCUCUUUCUCAUCAUGAAAAUAUACUUAAAGCCAAGAAGAAGGAACAUGGAAUGUUAACUAGACAACUACAACAAACAGAAAAAGAAUUGAAAUCUCUUGAAGCACUUUUAAAUCAGAAAAGGCCUCAGUACAUUAAAGCUAAAGAAAAUACUGCUCACCACCUCAAGAAAUUGGACAUGUCUAAGAAAUCAAUAAGGGACAGUGAAAAACAGUGUUCCAAGCAGGAAGAUGACAUAAGAGCCUUGGAGACAGAGCUGGUUGGUUUAGAUAGUGCAUGGAGAAAUUUUGAAAAACAGAUUGAAGAAGAGAUCGUACAUAAAGGGCGAGACAUUGAACUGGAAGCUAGUCAGCUGGAUCGUUACAAAGAACUUAAGGAGCAAGUGAGAAAGAAAGUAGCUAUGAUGACGCAGCAACUGGAGAAACUGCAGUGGGAACAGAAGGCAGACAAGGAAAGACUGGCGUUUGAGAAGCGGAGGCAUGGAGAAGUUCAGAUUUGA
Castor canadensis (American beaver) is the source of this 1280-nucleotide messenger RNA. The record is from RefSeq and is a predicted model, not a curated record. Lineage: Eukaryota; Metazoa; Chordata; Mammalia; Rodentia; Castoridae.